AUGUGUUUCCUUUCCGAAAAGCAAAAUCCAAACUGUAUGGAAUUUGUGCUUGAGGUGGAUGAUACAGGUAAAGGUAUUCCAAAGAGAAACAAAAUUCAGUUUUUGAAAAUUUUGUUCAAGUCAAAGAAACAGCUCCUGGGGAAGGAGGCAUUGUCUCAGGACUUGGUACGUUUAAUGGGUAGAGAGAGAGCUGAUCUCUGGCAAUCAAAAACGGAUUUUUGCGAAGCAUUUGGCAGAGCAUCUGCUGAUGGAUUAUGUUUCAAUGGUGAACCUGUUACCCUCAAUAACACUGGUUCACCGAGUCCCCCAGCUGGUUUGUGCCUCGAGAAAAUUGGAAAUGGAUCUUACCUCACUAUGGUUGGUCAUCCUGAUGGCUCUAACCGUGCAUUCUUCUCCAGCCAACCGGGUAAGAUUUGGUUGGCAACUAUUCCUGAAGAAGGAUCUGGAGGAAUUCUGGAAAUUGAUGAGUCCAAUCCUUUCAUUGAUCUAACGGAUGAGGUUUAUUUUAAUAGUGAAAUUGGGUUGUUGGGUAUGACAUUUCAUCCAAACUUUGCACAAAAUGGCCGGUUCUUCGCUUCAUUUAUUUGUGACAAGUUCAGGUGGCCAGGAUGUGUUGGAAGAUGUUCAUGUAAUUCAGAUGUGCAUUGUGAUCCUUCAAUGCUGGUUUCUGAUAAUGGUGUCCAGCCAUGCCAAUAUCAUAUUGUUGUUGCAGAGUAUUCUGUAAACAACACAGCAGUUGAAGCUUCCUUGGCCACAGCUGCCAAAUCAUUGGAAGUUAGAAGGAUACUUGCAAUGGGCCUUCGUGGAAAAAAAGGAGAGAGGAGGGAACUUGUCUCAGGUUUAAUACUUUCCUUAUUGCAUCAGCUGAGAAUCCAACAAGUAAUACAAUGGCAGUGACAUUGAAAUGGGAUCCUAUAACACCCAUCAAUGCAUAGUUUAACAUCCGUGCCUCCAGUCCUCGGCUUUCCAAACUUAGUUCUAGUGCCAGGGCUGAAAGAUCCCAUAUAGUUCUCUUGAUUCAAAAUGUUGAGCAGAAAUGGGGAUAAAAGAUUCGGUUGUUGGCAAAUGGGAAUUGUCUCCAUGCUACACUAGCAAAGAUAAAAUCCAAGCACAAUGUUUCACCUCACAGCUCUUCAGGAAGAUCAGAAUUUGGUUCAAGAAGUGAAAUUUCUAGCAGAAAAUCAAAAGAUGCUCCUUUAUGUGCCUUGGACGGAAUAGAACAAAGACUACCUUCUCAUAAAUGCUUUUUGUUGAUUGUGAUUGAUGCCAGUGCAGGACCGUUUCAAGAACAUGAUCCUUCCGAGUGCUUUGCAAGGUUGUUUGGUUCGAUAAACCAACUUUGCCUAACAUCAUUACUAGAAGCCUUGAAGAGCACAUGAUCCAUCCGGAGGAUGAUAUCUUGCUGAAACUGUUUCAUGGCUCUCGCUUGUAUCUAAUUAAACUUCUACCAGAAUUGGGGGUGCCUGGCAUCAUGGAGUUUCAUCAGCAAAAUCCAAGAGAGAAUGUGCAUUUGAAAGUGGAAAAGCUGUCAAAGAUCACGGAUCAUCAUCUGCAAUGCACUCAGAGUCUAUAGACAUCAAUAACUCCUAUGGACACUUGCUUCGUGAUGGGACCGACUAACAAAAGGCAACUUAAGGAGGAGAAAACACAAGAAAUCAAAGCAUUAUACAGCUUUAAGAUUCAGUUGGAUCCUCAGAGAUAGAAGAGGAAGAAGAAUUAGUAUUACAAGGUAAACAAAGCAUUGCUAAACCCUUGCAUGGAAUGAGAUUCUUGGUUGAUAAUCCAUUUUUAUGGAAGACAGCCAUGAUUAAUCUUUUGCAACUCAGUGCAUCUGUUGAGCUUUGUCACAACAGAAAGGAAGCUCUACAGUUAGUCCGUCUUGGUAUAGACCAAAGAAAAAGUGGAGCUCCCUCAGGCCUCAACUUCUCCAAAUGACAAUAGCUCCUCUUUGAAUGCGCGUUUGAUCUAAUUACAUAGCUACAGUCCUGGUAUUACACAAGUCAAAACUGAUUUGACUUCAUUUAAGAAUUUAUCAGUUUCUAAUC
This is a messenger RNA of Manihot esculenta (cassava), 2045 nucleotides long. RefSeq names its product HIPL1 protein-like. The coding region runs from base 1 to 897 and encodes 298 amino acids. NCBI's taxonomy places the organism in Eukaryota, Viridiplantae, Streptophyta, Magnoliopsida, Malpighiales, Euphorbiaceae. The transcript is spliced from 3 exons. The record is from RefSeq and is a predicted model, not a curated record.